AUACUAUGUCUAUGAGUGUUUCUGUAUUGCCAAACUCUUCCGUGUAUGAACUGUGUACGAUUCGGUCCGCAGUAGUAUCGCUGAUACGCUUCCAUCGCAUUACUAUUUGUAAUCGGAUAUUUUGUUUGUUUUGCUUGCAUUAAUUAUAUUAAUGUCAACUCAACACUCAGCAAAUACAAUAAGAUAGAAACAAUUUCUGCAAUUUUAUCUUUGCAUUAAAUAUCAAUCAAUCAGCAGUUGCUGGACAAUGGAACUUUCCGAAAUUCUAUGUGGCAUUGUCGCCGUAAUUAUUGCUCUUUAUUAUUACCUCAUAUCAACUUUUAACUUUUGGAAGUCACGUGAUGUUCAGGGUCCACAACCGAUACCGGGUUUUGGUAAUCUCAAAGAUGUUUUGUUAGCGAAAAUACAUUUGGGUGAUUAUGUAACGAAAAUAUAUAACGAAUAUAAAAACAAAGCUCUGAUUGGAAUAUUCUCGAGAAAGACACCUAUUCUUAUUGUAAAAGAUUUAGAUCUUAUUAAAGAUGUUCUUAUCAAAGAUUUUACCUGUUUUUCUGAUAGAGGAUUUCCUGUUACCGAAAAGGUCGAGCCGUUAACACAAAAUCUUUUCCAUUUGGAACCGAAGAGAUGGCGACCGUUGAGGAUGAAAUUGUCUUCUGUUUUUACAUCAAGUAAACUGAAGGAGAUGUUCUCUUUAAUAUCAGAAUGUGCCGAUUGUCUUGUCGAAUACAUGGAAAAAAUAGUAAGCAAAAGCGAAUCGGUAGAAUGCCGUGAAUUGACGGCCAAAUAUACGACGGAUGUCAUUGGCAGCUGUGCCUUUGGGAUCGAGAUGAAUGCAUUGUCGAACAAAGAUAGUGAAUUUCGUAACAUGGGAAGAAAAAUAUUCACUCCGACCUGGAAGAAUAUUUUACGAUCAAGACUGAGAACAUCGUUUCCGAACUUUUAUAAUAAGCUCGGUUACAUCCUGCCACAAACGGAAAUUACCAAAUUCUUUACACGUAUUGUUGUGGAAACUAUAGAUUACAGAGAAACGAAUAAUGUUAUUCGAAACGAUUUUGUUGAUAAAUUGCGUGAAUUAAAGAAACAUCCAGAUAAAUUAGACGAUAUCGAUUUGACAGAUUCUUUAAUAGCCGCUCAAGCGUUCGUAUUUUUCGGUGCUGGUUUUGAAACUUCGUCGACGACGAUAAGCAACGCGUUGUAUGAGUUAGCAUUAAAUCAAAAUAUACAAGAAAAUUUACGUAAAGAAAUUGAUGAGAUCUAUAUGAAACAUGGUAAAGAUUUAACAUACGAUAAUAUUAACGAAAUGAGCUAUUUAAAUAAAAUUUUCAAAGAAACCUUACGAAAAUAUCCAAUAGCGCCAAUUCUUAUGAGAAAAUCCGUAUCGAGUUAUACUUUUGAGAGUCCCAAAGUUAAUAUAUUAAAAGGACAAACAAUAUGGAUUCCAAUUCUCGCAAUUCAUCGAAAUCCGAAUAUUUAUCCAAAGCCAGAUGUUUUCGAUCCAGAAAGAUUUAAUGAAGAAGCUGUGCAAAGCAGACAUCCUAUGUCUUAUUUACCUUUUGGCGAUGGACCACGGAAUUGCAUCGGAGCUCGCUUUGCUGUGUAUCAGACUAAACUUGGACUUAUAAAGAUAUUACGGAAUUAUAAAGUUUAUACUUGUGAUAAAACUCCACUGCUCUAUGUAAACGAUCCUAAAAUGUUUCUAUUAUUAGUACCAAAAGAUGGGAUACAUUUAAAUAUAAUAAAAAUUAAUCAAACUUAAAGAAAUAUUUUUACAAUAUGUUUGCAUUGUAUAUAUAAAUUAAGAAAAUUAAAAUUUUUAAUAAUUUGUUGACUUCGCUAAUUUUUCGUGAAAUGCAAAAACAUCUUAUUCGAAAAUUUUGAACGGUGGUGUACAUCAAGAAAAAAUUCUUAUAAAUAUAUUUCUAUUAAAACUU
Monomorium pharaonis (pharaoh ant) is the source of this 1931-nucleotide messenger RNA. RefSeq names its product probable cytochrome P450 6a14. The record is from RefSeq and is a predicted model, not a curated record. The transcript is spliced from 6 exons. Gene Ontology annotation, molecular function: monooxygenase activity; oxidoreductase activity, acting on paired donors, with incorporation or reduction of molecular oxygen; iron ion binding. NCBI's taxonomy places the organism in Eukaryota, Metazoa, Arthropoda, Insecta, Hymenoptera, Formicidae. The coding region runs from base 248 to 1756 and encodes 502 amino acids.